This is a messenger RNA of Racocetra persica, 1034 nucleotides long. Lineage: Eukaryota; Fungi; Glomeromycota; Glomeromycetes; Diversisporales; Gigasporaceae. The record is from the annotation of a GenBank genome assembly.
UGACUGUGAGAUCAUACAAUAUUCCAUCAACGAAUCUUGAAGAGAUCAGUUCAAGCAGCUGGGCUGCAAAAUUAGAAGACCCGAAACGACCUACAAGUGUGGAAAGCCGAGGUCUAAGAGGAAGACCCAACCGUGGUUUUGAUUAUAGGGAUAACAAAGGCCUCGAUGAAAGACUUGGUGUCCCUAUUGUAGAAAAGGAAACUAUGACGUUAGAACAAAUCGUGGAAGUCCAGGAAAUGGUUGAUGAAACCAUAAGAGACCAUAGUCUUUAUGACCCACAAGCCCUAGAAUAUUUUUUUAAAAUAUUAACAGAUGUUAGCCAGGAUAACAACCCUGAUGGCAACGACGAAGGAGAAGAUAAUAUUGUGCACCUGCCCUCGUAUAUCCAAUUGAAUCCACCUCUAGUACCUUCUGUAGUCCCUGUCCCGAAAGUUCUCCCAAAGUCUCGACAACCAAGAUCUACUGUAACUGAAGUAUUCGACGCCUACUACGACAAAUCUGCAGAAGAACCCCUUGAAAGUAUUGUCUUCGGCUCUAAAGAAGAAGAACGAGAAACCGAAUUGGAAGUUCUUCUUCAAAAGCUUGUUGCCGAAUAUGAAGCUGCGACAAAGAAAGAAGCUGAAGAAAAAAAUAACGACUUACCCGACGAUUGCAUAAAGGUUGCUAGAAUAGGAGGCGCCGAAGAAACAUACCCAGUUGGACCUUACUGCGAAGAAGUUGGAGUUAAGAAGGUUAAAGAAAAGAAAGAAAUCAAAAUCGAAAAAGAAGAGGCUGGAGUUGAAAAGGAUGAAGAAAAAGAAGUUGAAGUUAAAAAAGAAGAAAAGGAAGAAACUAAAGAAGAAAAAAGUGAAAAGUAUGAGGAAAACGUACCUGUGAGAAUCGAAAAAAUCGUAGGUGAAACCGAAGAUGAAGACGACGACAACGAAGCUAAUGAAGAUAACGAUGACAACGAUGAGAUGAUUGUAGACGAAGAAGACAAUGAAAAGAAAGAAGACGUAGAAGAACUUACCAAAAAAAGUAAAGACCUGGAUUAU